This is a messenger RNA of Anopheles maculipalpis, 1689 nucleotides long. RefSeq lists its product as uncharacterized. The transcript has a single exon. The record is from RefSeq and is a predicted model, not a curated record. Gene Ontology annotation, molecular function: nucleic acid binding. The coding region runs from base 1 to 1689 and encodes 562 amino acids. Lineage: Eukaryota; Metazoa; Arthropoda; Insecta; Diptera; Culicidae. Gene Ontology annotation, biological process: DNA integration.
AUGAACGUAGCUGACGAUGGAACCAAAUGGACAAAAACACCGGACCUUUCGGCGCAAGGGCGCUGGUUUCGCGGACCAUCGUUCCUGUGGGAAUCGGAGGAUGCGUGGCCUGCUCGCAUCGCAAUGGAACGAGACACCACGGAAGAACUUCGAAGGACUGUUCACCAUCAUCAGGCCGUAGAACCGCUUAUUCUCCUCGAGCGGUUCUCGAAAUGGAAUAGGGCGCUACGGACCGUAGCGUACGUGAUUCGCUUCGUGGCGAACAGCCGUCGCCGCAUCAAGAAGGAAGGUACGGUGAUUGGGCCGCUGUCAAAAGAGGAACUGGCGGAAGCGGAACACGUGUUAAUCCGGACUAUACAGCGCAGAGCUUAUGGCCGGGAAAUCGCUAGUCUGCAAAAACGAUCGACGCAGAGACACCCGUGGCGAAAAGGGAUCGAUAAAAACAGCAGCAUCUACAAACUCUCACCUGUCCUGGACAACCAAGGGAUACUGAGAGUGGGGGGACGGUUGACAGCGUGCUCGGGCAUCAACGAAUCCUCCCGGAACCCGAUCAUUCUUCCCAGACAAGAUUAUGGGACCGACCUGAUAAUUCGGGAGUAUCACGAGCGAUACAAGCACGCAAAUCACUAUACGGUCUUGAGCGAACUGAGGACGCGGUACCACAUCUCGAAGCUACUGGGAGAGUAUCGACGUGUGAGGAAAAGCUGUCAGAGAUGCAGGGUGCACAACGCGAUGCCAGAACCACCGCUAAUGGGUAACCUACCGCAACAGCGUGUCGCAUUUGCUCAGCGUGCCUUCUCGUUCACAGGUAUAGAUUAUUUCGGCCCGUUCUUAGUGUCCGUCGGCCGCAGAGUCGAGAAACGGUGGGGAGUUUUACUUACCUGCCUCACGUCGAGAGCCAUCCAUCUCGAGAUAGCGGCAUCCCUCACCACAGCGUCAUGCAUACUGGCGAUUCGACGUUUCAUCGCACGACGCGGUAUGCCACUGGAGAUAUUCAGCGAUCGCGGUACAAACUUCGUCGGGGCCUCGCGAGAACUGAAGGAAGCGUUGGAGGAGGUUGACCACGACGCGUUGAUGACGGAAUUUUGUGGCCCGCGAAUGAAAUGGACGUUCAAUCCACCUGGCGCGCCUCACUUCGGCGGCUGCUGGGAGCGCAUGGUGCGCUCCGUGAAGAAGGUUUUGAACCAAUGUGUAUUCCCCAAACGCCCUACGGAUGAAGUACUCCUUUCAACCUUCACGGAAAUCGAGCUGAUCGUUAAUUCGAGACCACUCACCUACGUGCCAUUGGAAGAUGAAACGGCCGAGCCUUUAACGCCGAACCACCUGCUCCUCGGAAGCUCUGAUGGGAGCAAACCGCCAGCCGUUUACUGCGACAGUCCCGCAGCCUUGAGAUCAUCGUGGAGAGCAGCACAACAGGCAGCGGACUUAUUCUGGAAGAAAUGGGUUUCCGAAUACUUACCUACUCUUACUCGUCGGACCAAGUGGUUCGAACCGGUACGGCCAAUCGAGAUAGGGAAUUUGGUCGUGAUAGCGGAUAACAAUCUGCCUAGGAAUUGUUGGCCAAGAGGACGUAUUGUAUCGGUUGUCCCUGGCAAGGAUGGACAGGUCAGACAGGCGACAAUUGAAACCACCAGCGGAACGUACGUAAGACCUGCACACAAAAUAGCAGUCUUGGACGUUACAGCCUAG